Molecule: messenger RNA, 1837 nt
Organism: Ooceraea biroi (clonal raider ant)
Lineage: Eukaryota; Metazoa; Arthropoda; Insecta; Hymenoptera; Formicidae
Gene: BCL7-like
Product: chromatin remodeling complex subunit BCL7B-like protein
Source: RefSeq, a predicted model, not a curated record
UUUAGGUGAAAAUAUAUAAAGAUGCUGACUUUAUUUAAUACAGACUAGAACUGAUUAAUUAAUGCACGUGUGACUUAUAGCGCGAGCAAUUAGCUUCUCCUCUGUUCUCUGAUUCCUCCCAAGGCCCUUCAUCUCGGUAUUCGUGCUGCCCUCUCAUUGGUCGGGCUAGUUCUGCCUUGUACUCCUUAGAUGCCGCCACAAUUGAAUUUAAUUGGCGCCACCUAACAGAACAGCUCCGUGUUUUCAAGCCUUGAGUCAGUCUGUUGGAUUCGGUGUUCCUCACAUCUGCGAAUUGUGUUUGCGAGCACAAAAGAGGAGAAAAAAGUAUACAAGCACAUUCACUUCCCUCUGACGCGACUGUGUACGAGCCGAGUGCGAGCAAUGAGCGAUCGCGAUUCGUAGCCUGUCACUUUUCUAACCUUUCUACCGCUUCGCGUACCGCGUACACGGAUGUCCCGGCGUUUCUGGCGGAGUGACUGGUGCGAUAGUAGAUUACCGGCGAUUUAAUCGCGCGAGAAGAAUAAUAUGAUGUCGCGGUCAGUGCGCGCAGAGACUCGUAGUCGUGCCAAGGAUGAUAUUAAGCGCGUGAUGCAAGUAGUCGAUAAAGUUCGCCAUUGGGAAAAGAAAUGGGUUACUAUAGGAGAAACGACUAUGAAAAUAUACAAAUGGGUUCCUAUCGCGACACUUGAUCAGAAGAAGAAAGGAAAGACAGUUUCCGAUAAAGAGAACGGAUUACCAAGAAAAGGAGGAAUAGACUCGUCAAAUUCAAAUUUUGGAUUGACAGAAGAUUCUAACACGUGUUUUUCAACUGUUAGCGAUUCACAAGGACUGACGGAUUUCUCUGCACAUUUGGGCUUCUCGGAGGAUUCGAACUCGCAAAACAGUGAACCCACACCCAAGAGAUUAAAGACUGACUAAUAUUUGACCCACAAUCAACAGCACCGUCAUUAUUGUACAGUGAUCGACGCAUUUAGGCAUCGCUACGUCUCUUGUGAAUUUGCACUUAAUGAUUUUGCGUAAAAUCAUACCUCUUCGCAUGGAUAACUCGCAAGAAAGGUUUCUCUUUUCUAUUUCAUCCAAAUUUAGUGAGAUCUAGGGGUAAUAUAUAUAUAUAUAUAUAUAUAUAUCUAUAAACACACAUACACACACACAUACCUGCACACUAUACACACACACGUACACACAUACACGUACAGUACGAAUAGUGUCAGUCCUAUGGAGCGUUUUGAAUUAUGUAUAAUGGAGUUUAUUUUUUUACAUAUGAAUUUAUUACAAAUUUCCUCAUUGAAUUUAGGAACUAGAAACGACCUGCUAAUUGUAUAGAAUAAAAUCUGCCGAUGCCCAAUCCGUUUGUCAGACCUCGGUUUUUAUUUGUUUUUAUGUACUUCUGAAAUUUAGAAGUGCCAGAUUUUGAAGUCUUAAUGAACUCUGAAAGCGAUGAAAGUUGAGAGAGCGGAUUGUACAUUCGCAGCAACUAUGUAGCGACAUGUUGCAGUAUUAUUUUCUUUUUUAAUCUUUUUUUUUUCUCGCGGUGUACUACUUUUAACGAUCGGCGCUACGUCAGGGAAUAUCGCGCAAUACUCGAAUGCUAUUAUAAUCAUUUCUGCUAUAAGUCAGUCGCUGGAAAAAAGCACAUAUACAUAUAUACAUAAUUUUAUCUCUAAACACAUUCACGCUUUUAAUAAUCGUUAAAGAUCAUUGUACAUAUCUCAAACAUCAUUUUUUCGUCUAUUGAUACUAUAGGAAAAAACGUGCAUUCCUUUGCGUUACGUUAUAGCACCGUGACAUGUACAAAGUAAGCUUGAACUCGUACGAAUAAAAUAGUUGAAUGACCUCC